This is a messenger RNA of Musa acuminata AAA Group (dessert banana), 2551 nucleotides long. RefSeq names its product sorting nexin 2B-like. The record is from RefSeq and is a predicted model, not a curated record. NCBI's taxonomy places the organism in Eukaryota, Viridiplantae, Streptophyta, Magnoliopsida, Zingiberales, Musaceae. Gene Ontology annotation, molecular function: phosphatidylinositol binding. The transcript has 6 exons. The coding region runs from base 170 to 1798 and encodes 542 amino acids.
CUCUCUAACGAGUCCUUAUCGUCACCGCCAGUGCAACUACCCCUCUUCAUUCGUAACUUCCCCUCCGAACGCUUCUUUAUAUCUCCUCUUUCCCUCCGAAUCCCGUCGAGAUUUAUCUCACCAAUUUGCUUCUUUGUUUCUCUUCUUGCAAAUAGACAAUCAAACAAUCAUGAUGGGUCUGGAGGCGUUCUUAGGGUUUGCCUCAAUCAGGGCGAGAAAAGAGAGGGAGAGCCUCGCCCGCUCCGACGCCGCCGCCUCAGACUGCCGCACCGCCAUACCCUCCUCCCUUCCCUCCGACGUAGAUCCCCUCCUCUUUCCCAUUCCCCGCGGCGGUGACUCCCCUCCGCCGUCGUCCUCCUCCGUCCUCGAGCCGCCUUCCUACGCAGACGUUGUCUUCAGCCCCUUUGAAUCCAGCAAUGGCGCGUCCGAUCAGGGGCCCUUCCUUCGCCUCGAUGCCUCCCCCAGAUCUGCCCGCGCCGUCGCCUCCGAUUACCGCCGUAUCGCCGUAUCCGACCCGCAGACAGAGGUGGAGGCCUCGAACUCGCUCGUCCCAGGCGGGACGACCUACGUCACCUACCUCAUUACCACCCGCGUCCGUCCGGGCUCCGAUGACGCCGGCCCCGAGUUCAGCGUCCGGCGGCGGUUCCGCGACGUUGUGACGCUCGCUGACCGGCUUUCUGAGGCAUACCGCGGCUUCUUCAUCCCGCCGCGGCCUGAUAAGAACCUGGUCGAUAGCCAGAUAAUGCAGAAGCACGAGUUUGUGGAGCACCGACGGUUGGCGCUCGAGAAGUACCUGCGGAGGCUCGCGGAGCACCCGGUUAUUGGGAAAAGUGAUGAGCUUAGGGUGUUCCUGCAGGAAAAGGGGAAGCUGCCGCUGCCAACGACGACCGACGUGGCUUCGAGGAUGAUGGAUGGGGCGGUACGGCUGCCGAAGCAGCUGUUCGGGGAGUGGGCGGCCGCACAAGUCGCGUCACAGGACAUCGUCCAGCCUGCGAAGGGCGGCAGGGAUUUGCUGAGGAUAUUUAAGGAAUUGAAGCAGGCCGUGGUCAAUGACUGGAGUGGAGUGAAGCCAUCGGUCGUGGAGGACAAGGAGUUUUUGGAGAGGAAGGAGAAGAUGCAGGACCUCGAAUGGCAGCUGACCCCCGCAUCACAGCAGCAGGCUGAAGCUCUUAUUAGAUCACAACAAGAUGUCGGUGAAAUAAUGGGAGGGUUGGGUUUGACCUUCAUCAAACUGAUAAAGUUUGAGACUGAGGAGAGUGUAUACCGCUCGCAGAGGAUACGAGUUGCUGACACCAAAAAUGUAGCAACUGCUGCAGUAAAAGCAAGCAGAUUAUAUCAAGAAUUGAAUGCUCAUACUGUCAAACAUCUGGACACACUGCAUGAGUAUCUAGGACUAAUGGUAGCUGUUCGCAGUGCAUUCUCAGACAGAACUAGCACUCUGUUGACUGUGCAAACACUAAUGUCGGAUUUAACAACCUUGAAUACAAGGGUUGAGAAACUUGAAGCUGCAUCCUCAAAGAUAUUUGGUGGUGACAGAUCAAGACUCCGUAAAGUGGAUGAACUAAGAGAAACAAUAAGAGUCACCGAGGAUGCAAAAAGCUGUGCAAUAAGAGAGUAUGACAGGAUAAAGAAAAACAACCGGAAUGAGCUUGAUAGGCUAGACAGAGAAAAGCAUGAUGAUUUUCUCAGCAUGCUGAAAGGGUUUGUAAUAAAUCAGGUUGGAUAUUCUGAAAAGAUUGCAAGUGUCUGGGCUACCGUUGCGGAAGAAACUAGUAGAUAUGCAAGAGACAACAAUUAGGUUAUUGCUAUUGCAAGCCAAAACUCAGUUUAUAUCCUGCUAUCUUCUCCAUGACACUUGCGUAUACACUACCUUGUAGAUAGAUAUAACAAACAAAAAAAGAGAAGAGAUUAAACAGAUUCUUUCCUAUCUUUAUUUCAUUAUUAUUAUUAUUUUUUUAAGGUUAUAUAACACCCUUUUUCUUAAUGAUUUGAAGUUGCUCUCUCGUUUGGCUACUGCUGUUUGGGUUUGUGAAAUUUUGAUGGGGCUGUUUUUUGGCUAAUUAUUGACAACGUUCAUCGGACGGGGUCUUCCCGGAGGCAAGUGAGAUGGAUGAAUGUGGUGGCGGCGAUUAAAAUGGUAAAACCUGCCUUGGCUCACUCGAUUGCUAAUCACAUAAGAGAAAUGCAUGAUUAAGAUAUGCGAAGGCAGAAUAUAUAUAAUGUUAGGAGCAUUUCGUUUAGAGGGACUUCUUUUCCCCUUCCCAGAUAGAUAGAAUGGAAAAUGUUGACCUGUCCUCCAAAAACACUCCAUUGCGUGUCACCAGCUCCAAAGGGCCGUCUCCGUCGCCAUGAUCAUGACGUACUGUCGAUCGUGAGAGACAUUCCUUGUUCGGCAUGGAGAGCUCUUGGCGAGCAAAGGUAGAGGCAAUCACUUGCCCAAACAUAUACGUAUGUUUGGACUAAUCAACAAUAGAAUAUCAAUAUAUAAUUUAUAAUACACCAAAUUUACAGAGUUCGAGGUUUCUUACCUAAAUCCAAAUUAAUAGAGGCA